GACAGGACACCGAGGGCAGCUGUGUGCUUUGAGUGCUUCGUGUGUGCAGUUAAGUGGCUCUACGUGUUGUGACGGCGCGUUGUACGCGUAUGUUUGUUUGUUUGUACGUACUACCGUAGAAUACUAGUGGCAACAACUGCAGCGCUGUGUAUAAAGAUGGCUGCAUUGUGGAAGGCCAAGUGAAGUGUCGGUAGUUAAUGGUGUUAGUGUAUUUUAAGCUUCACGGCCAGAAGGAUGCAAAUCUACUAUGCGACUAAAGGCGAGUCCUUUCAUGGUGUUUUAAUAAAACAAUCAGACGCGCCGAUUCCAUUACAUUGUGUUCGUGUGUAAUUUACCGUAUGAAUGCGUGUUCGUACGCUGUCGUGCCUUGGCAUUGCCAACAAAUGUAUGCCAUAUGCGUUGGUCGUGUGAAACGUGUUUCAAAUUUGCACGUGUGUCCUUGCGGCGCUGACGCUGACGCUUCCAGCGCAUCUGUUUUCACACAGACACAACGCGUUCAUACGUAUUUUUAUGUGUGUGAGUGUGUGCGUGUCACAAUUGAAACAUUUGUAAUAAAAGUACAAAAAUCCUCGGGAAGUGGAAAUGUGACACGUUUGUGCAGAAAAAAGUUGCACGCGAUUUAAUGCAGACUUAAAGUAGUCGUCAGGCGUGUGGAUAAACAAAAUUGGCUGAAAAAAGUGAUCAGCGCAUUGCAAUCAAAACUAGUGAAGUUUCACAAAAACUCCGUUUCGCUGGAGGAAAGCUUAUGAGCUUUUGGCAAAACUUUUAUAAGGCUUUAGCGUUUUAAAAUGUGAAUGGAUAAAUAGCCACGGCUUGGCUGAGUAUUUACUAAAAUUUCGCCGGUGUUGGCUCUGGUAGAUCAUUCAUGUAAUGCAUGUAGCUUCUGGAUACCUUAUCAAGAACUAUCUUAUUGGGCCUCAUGUAAAAUAAGAAUUGUGUUGUUCAAUUAACUUGAAAAGACUACAUAGUAUUUUUAACUAUUAAUGAGCUAAUUUUACUAACAAAGCAAUAAAAAAUCUGGAGCUAUACACAUUUUCCACAACUAAUCUCGCUUCAGACACAAUUACUUAGUUUUUAGCAGGGUUGACAGAUGCUAAGCAACGUUAGCUUUCGGAUUCAUGGUAGAAUGUCACUCUCAUAGAAACCCUCAUGCUUAUUGGUAUUAAAAAUAGUUUAGUCGAUUUUCACAAGCUUCUCUUGAUGCGAAGUCAGCACCAGCAAAACCGUUUACCAUAGACAGAAAGAGAUACUAAUCACUUGCUGCCAGGCUGCACUAUAAGAUGGAAGAAUAAGAAUCUUCUAAGCAAGCACUCGGCGCUUUCGGCGAGUCACUACUGAUGAGUGUGGGCUGGCGCUGUUCUGUUGGAAUACAAUUCCUCUCCAAUCCAAUUGGCAAAACUGGCCACUUUUGGUUGACUGCUUUCAGCAGAAGGAACAAUUGUUGACAGAACAAGCGCAAAUUUGGAGUUUGGUCGUUAGUUCAUGCUAGAUGAUUUCCUGCCAAUAAUACUAAAAAAUAUAGUGUAAAAUAUAGUGUACUUUCUCUUUCUUCAGGUUCACAGUGAAGCUCAGAAUUAUACUAAGCCGAAACCACAUACACCUAGAUUAUAAAAGAUGGAGCUAUAUUUUUCUAUAUAUCUUGCAUUAAGAAGCUUUACUCAAAAGUCUUAAGGGAGACAAUAUCGUGCACAAUCCGCUGAGUUACAGCUACUGAGGCCUUCAUUACAAGAAAUUUAUAUUUGAAUUAGUUGCUACUGUUAGUUUGGUGUAACUUUGGGUUUCAUAUAUAUUGAGUUUGUAAAUUAAUUCGCGUUACAUCCCAACUACGGUUCGCAGCUUCGUCAAAAAGACUAAGUUAGAGUAACUCAAGUAUGUGGAAUGAAAAAAAAUAUUCUCUACUAUUUCUCUUCUUAUACCAGCUCAUAAUAGCAUUCAUAGCCUCCAAAUGCUAAAGUAGCAAAAAAAAAUUUACUAAGCCAAUUAUGCAGUCAUUUAAAACAAUUUCUUUCUGAACUUCUGCCCUCUUUUUGCUAACCAAGGAGGCGCAGAGAGACUGUAAGCCAACCGCGAUAAAAACGGAUAUCACUUUAGCGACUCGUUGGGCAAGCAGCCAACAGACAAUCAGCCACUGCGACUUGGCUGGCAUUUAACACAAUCAUUAAAUAAUAACUCGCUGGCAUUGCCAUUUGCAUUUAACGUACCCUUCAUUCACCCCCCCUCUACACAUUUCAUUUUUGUAAUUAUGCCAGCUGGACGAUUGUACGCAUAAUGCAAAAGAGGACACUUGUUAAUGAGAUGCUUAGUAAUUAAAGAACGCUGUCUAACUAUGCAACUGCAGUGUAAUGGGUGAAUGCGCCUAAAAAUGUGCUACAAAAUACAUGUGUGCGUGUGCUGUGUAGAAAAGUGUAAAUUGCAUAAAUAAAUUGACGUGCGCGCAUGUGUUGCGAUGGCUAGGGCAGCACGCAGCAUCCACGCAAUUGCAUACGGGACACAAAUAAUUCCACUCGCCGCGGUAAGUAGACCAAAAUAGACGUGCGCUAGGCUUUCAGCUUGUGUGUGUGUGCGCUCCGUGAUGGGUGAACGCAUAGCAGCAGCAGCGGCGACGGCCGUCGGUGCACGCCACUCGCGUAUCAGUCCAACACCGGGUCGUGGCAGUAAGGUCGCCUAUACGCUGUGUCCGCGCACGGAGCCACCGGAUGAGAAGGCGGCAUUGCAGGUGCAGAGGCGUACGUCGGCAGCGAAGGGACCGCCUAAUUGUGUGGCCAUACCGAUGUCAUCCAUACAGACUAAUACCAAAGUUGGUUACGACAAUGCGGCCGGUACAUCGGCUGCAGUGCGAUCCGAACCGAUUUCAUUGUCAGCGCUGGAUCGUGAUUGUUUCAUUAUACCGGUACACAGUGUCGACCGUUUUCUGCCAGCUGGUAUACCGCUACCCGCACCUUCAGCUGAUGGUAAGACCAACAGCCCACUUAGCAUACUAGAGGUCUCCGAUCCGAAGUUAUGCAUACUCGUACAUUUGAUGAGUCCUUUGGAACCGAUUGAUCCAAUGCUGGAAUCACCGCUGUCGCAUCCAUUGUUGAAACAACGCGCCAUUGCAGCAGAGCUCGUCUCCGAGGUGCAACAGGCGAAUACGGCAGUAGGUGGCAUGCUAUUGGCUAAUAUGGAGAAGAAUGCGGAUUUCCCAUUUAUAUCGUACUAUUUAAUUAAUACUACACAAACGGAUCCAUCGCACUUUUACUCGGGCAUACGCGGCUCAUCACUAUCGAAAUUCGAGCCGAAAUCACUAAAAUAUACUGCCGCUCAUACCUUGGACUUGUACAGCGAAGUGGCUGCCAUUUGCCGUCCGCCAUUGGUGUUGGCGCCCAAUGAAAGUGGUAGCUUCAAGAAGACACAGACGCCAGCAACAGGCUAUAUAAUCAGUGUGUUUAAGGUCUUUGAAGGCGAUGACGGUGAACGUUUCGAGAAGAAUUGGCUGUACUGGACGGGAGCGCGUAUGCUGUAUCGUUAUUUGCCACGUGCUGCUGGUCUACGUCGUAUUGCUCUACAUAAAAGCACCUCGCAGCGUGGCGAUAAAAUGUAUUUGUUGGUAUGCGAAUGUGCUGACUUGCUUAAGGAUAUCUCUUCAGCUGCCUUCUUGAUUCCCGCAUUGCGAGCGCGCCUCUGCGGCUACACGGGACUUUACAAGCCAAUACAAGUGUUCUAAGGUUAUGAGAAAACAUAAAAAACAAAAAAAUAAACAACAACAAUUGUCAAUAAAAAAGUAAAAUUUGAGGAGAAAAGUAACAAAUGUAUAUCGACAUACAUACAUACACACGUGUGAUAAAUUUAAAUUAAGACAAAAGAAUUGAGUUUAAAAAUUUGUAGAAAAUAAAAUUGAAAAAAAAGAAGCAAUUGCAUUAAAUUAAAAAUUGUUAUUUAUUUAUAGAACACAGAUUUAAUAAAGCCAAGUAGUGAAAAGAGCAUAAAAGUAAUAGAAAUAUCAACAUGUGGCAAGCUCAAGUAAAUUGUAAAAUUGUUGAAAAGUAAAAAAAAAAUAUUAUUAAAAAAAAAUAAUAAUUUAAUCCAGAACUUAGUCCAACAACCGAAAGAAGAAAUACGAUUUUUGAACAAUCAGCUUUUAGAAUGAGAAGAUAUGGCAAUAAUGGUGGUACUAUUUUAGUAUUAUAUAUGAAUGAAUACUGGCAGAAAGAAAAAAACAAGAUGAAUGUAUAGUAUAUGUAUAUAUGAUAAAACAUAUACAUAUACCUAUUUUUGAAAUUAAUACCUACACAUUAAUUUUAAAAAAUAAAAAGUAGCCAAAUUAAGCAUUAAAAUAAAUAUUCAAUAUGAAUGAAUUCUUGCAUACAUAUGUAUGAUCUUUUAUAACUGCUACAACACACCGAAAUGCUUGUGUAUGCAUGUGAAUACAUAUGCCGUUAGUAAUACAAUAUGGCAACGUACAUCAUUCUGGCAAAGCUUUACUAAUAAAUUUAAUAACAUUUUUCACGACACUAUUAUAUGGGCACAUAUAAUAUAAUAUAAGUACAUGCAGUGUUAUCGAUACAAUUAUCGAUAAUUAAUAUUGGAUGAUUUUUACAGUGAUAAAUAUAUAAAAUGUUACAGUUUUGGAAAGGACAAUAUAUCAGUCAGCCAAGAAAGUGGUAUGCGCCAAAAGAAUAGCAGAAAAAUGCCAGAUCAGCUGAAUUUAUUAAUAAAAAAUGCACAAACUAAUUUAAAAAAUAAAAUAUGAUAUAAAUUUGUAAUUUAAGAUAUUAUAUUAUUGCUAAAUAAUAAUUUAAUUUAAUAAGGAUUAACAAC
Bactrocera oleae (olive fruit fly) is the source of this 4797-nucleotide messenger RNA. The record is from RefSeq and is a predicted model, not a curated record. Lineage: Eukaryota; Metazoa; Arthropoda; Insecta; Diptera; Tephritidae.